Zophobas morio is the source of this 1588-nucleotide messenger RNA. It is a transcript of the gene Alg1, whose product is annotated as chitobiosyldiphosphodolichol beta-mannosyltransferase. The record is from RefSeq and is a predicted model, not a curated record. Gene Ontology annotation, cellular component: endoplasmic reticulum. Lineage: Eukaryota; Metazoa; Arthropoda; Insecta; Coleoptera; Tenebrionidae. The transcript has 5 exons. Gene Ontology annotation, molecular function: mannosyltransferase activity. The coding region runs from base 183 to 1478 and encodes 431 amino acids.
GCGUAAUACAAACAAUUGUCAAAUGUCAGCCAUGUUGGAACACAAAAACUAAGGUUAGGAAUUUGUUUAUUUCAAAAAUGUUUAACCAUAUGAUUACUAAAUCGUGUGCCAUGUCACGUAUGCUCUAAACAUUGAGACGAAAACUGGGUGAAAGCAGCUUUUAAAGCAAAUAAUUGGCCAAAAUGAGCGGAAGAAAGAAAUAUGUGAAAGUCGUGGUUCUUGGUGACAUUGGGAGAAGCCCACGUAUGCAGUACCAUUGCAAGUCUUUGACCGAAAUGGGGCACCAGGUGGACAUAAUUGGUUAUGGAGAUACUGAACCUAUGGAAUCUGUAAAGACUGAUCCUUUAAUUUUGUAUCACUAUAUGUGUCCAGUUCCCCAGUUUCCUAUGAGACUGUUAAAUUAUGCUUUUAAGACUAUAUUUCAAUCAUUAAACUUACUCUUCUUGCUGUCUAUAACUUCCAAAUCGGACAUUCUUGUUAUGCAAAAUCCCCCAGCUAUUCCUGCUGUGAUAAUUUGUUGGUUUUAUACCAGACUUGUUGGAGCUAAAUUUAUAAUAGAUUGGCAUAAUUAUGCACAUACUAUAAUGGCUUUGAAUGUUGGUACAUCACAUCCAUUAGUUAAAGUGACAAAAAAAGUUGAAGCUAUUUUUGGGAAAAAAGCAGAUCAUAAUUUUUGUGUGACUAAAGCAAUGAAGGAUGACUUGUGUAAGCAAUAUGGGAUUGAAGCUACCACACUCUAUGAUCGACCCCCAUUAAUGUUUAAAUCCAUCACUUUAGAAGAUAAGCAUAAAUUUUUGCUUCACUGUGGUCAAACAUACCACAAAGUUUUCUUAGGGGAAAAUGAUGAAACAACUGCUUUUACUGAAGUAGCAGAUGGAGUGGUAAGCUUAAAACCAAAAAGACCUGGUCUUUUGGUUUCAAGUACUAGUUGGACGGAGGAUGAAGAUUUUUCUGUUCUUUUAACAGUAUUACAAGAUUAUGAGCGCCAAUGUCAAAAUGGAAACCCUAGACAGCUGCCAGAACUAAUCUGUGCUAUAACAGGGAAAGGACCAUUAAAAGAAUACUACCUUCAUAAAUUAUCUAAAUUAAGUUGGAACUUUGUGACCAUCAUUACGCCAUGGUUAGAACCAGAAGAUUACCCCUUACUUUUAGCUUCAGCAGACUUAGGGGUGUCCCUCCACACUAGUUCAAGCGGCCUCGACUUACCAAUGAAAGUUGUAGACAUGUUUGGCUGUGGCCUACCUGUUUGCGCUUUCAAUUUCAAGUGCUUAGAUGAACUGGUUAAACAUGGAGAAAAUAGUUUCGUAUUUUCAACGCCUCAAGAGUUGUCGAAACUACUUCUAGAUUGGUUUGAAAACUACCCCAACAACGACAAACAACAACACAUUGAAUCCAAAUUUAAGACUGAACUAAAAACAUUCCAAAAUUUGCGAUGGCAGGAAAAUUGGAGAUUGGUUGCAGGACCUAUUUUCGAAUAACAGUUCUUGCUACAGCUAGUUUUAUUGAAAAAUUGUUCACUUAAAAAAUAAAUAUGUCUAUGCUUAAAAUUAAACGAGCAGGCGCUCAAUUUCCUGUUGAAUGGCUUCAA